Dreissena polymorpha is the source of this 7404-nucleotide messenger RNA. RefSeq lists its product as uncharacterized. The record is from RefSeq and is a predicted model, not a curated record. The transcript has 12 exons. The coding region runs from base 6159 to 7130 and encodes 323 amino acids. Gene Ontology annotation, molecular function: ubiquitin-protein transferase activity. NCBI's taxonomy places the organism in Eukaryota, Metazoa, Mollusca, Bivalvia, Myida, Dreissenidae.
AUAUUUAGUGUCCUUACAAUUAAUUGCUGUAGUUGUUGACGAACCCCACAAAGAGCUAACCGUGAAAACACGACAAUGGCGCCAAACGUGGGGCAAAGUGAAAAUUGUGUUAAACGGUUAGGCUAGUUGCAAAAUCAAUCGGCAUCGCAUAAUUUAUUUUCAAUCGACGGAUCAAAUUUAAUUUGAAAUGUAAAGAAACUGUUCGUUUCAUAAAACUUGAUUUCUGUUGUUAACUUGUUGAACUCAGUGUUCGCCUAUUUUAAGAAGUGUGUAACAAACAGACAGCAUCGCAGUUUUUUUUCCAUUGUUGGCAUUCGCCGGCCGUGUUAUCAGUUGGCGAAAUAUUUCUUAAAAACGUGAUUGUCCAAUGCUUUUUGUAACAGUUUAAUUGCUUGUGUAAUCAACGGAUGGCCACGUGUUUUUUUAUUGGCAAUUUUCCCGUGAUUAGUUGGCGCGUAUUCUGUGCGCAGCAGUUCAUGAAAAACGUGUUUGGUUGACUGCUGUAUAUAGCAGUGUAAAUUGCUGAUGUAUCGGUAACUGAAGUCCGAGGUAAAAGAAGUUUACGGGCACGAGUUUUGUCCUUGGCAAUUUUAUUUAUAGCAGUGUUAUUGCGAAUGUAAACUGGGUCCCGGGAAAUUGGUGCUUAACGUCAAGUUAAAGCGACGUGUUUCUUAUUUUCAGUUUUUAUUGAUUAUUGAUAGCAACAACAGUGAUAGCGAUUUUGUUAAUUGGUUAUUGUUGGGCAAUUAAAUUUUAAUUGUCUACCAGUAGAUACAAAAGUUUUUAUUUCAGAAUUUCUCGGCCCAUUUAUUUUAGGUUGUUUAUUAAUUUAACUUUUUCAUAUUCACUUUUAAAUUUCUAAAUUUGAAAUGGAUAUGGGAAGUGGAUACACCCCACCAUUGUCACCGGUAGCCCCCAGGAAAGAGCGCGUGAACUUCGACACUCCCACUAGAUUAUGCAAUAUUCUGGGGGUGGGAAGACAACUGGCAGAGGCCAUUGUUGUGAUACGGGAAAAUACGGGAAAUUUGUUCCCAGAUAGCUUAGGGAAAAUUAUAGGGCGACGGCUGACCUUUGGUGACAUGACCGAUUUGGAUUUUAUUACUAACCCCGCAUUAUUUAGAGAAGCCCUGGGGUAUGGGGAUGGGGCGGAACAUGUUGGGGAGGGUGGAAUGGGGCGGUCAUUCGCAAAUAGGCCCAUGGACCCACACGAAAGGUGGAUAGAUAUGUCUGUGCUCGAGAAGGAGUCGGUAAGUCAGGAUCGCGAGAGGGCCCAACUCGAAGCCCAAAUUUCGGCUCUUGAGGCGGACGUAGCUCAAUGGGACGAUUUACUUCCCCAGUUUGCGGGGCCUUUGUUCCCCGGGCGUCUGAACUUCAAAUUUCCGCUCUGAGGGAUCCAAGCGAGGUAGAUAUGGUUCCAAUUGGGGCGAUGGGCCUUGGGUGGAAAGGCGGGACAUAUCGUGCCUUAAGUGUGGUGGUGUGGGACAUAUCCAGCGUAUGUGUCUUGAAAGUACUAAGCCCGUGGCCAAAAAUAAUGAGGUUUUGAGCCUCGAGAGGGGAGGCCCACAGCAUGCCAAGGACGUGCACGAUGCAGUUCCGUUGGUGCUGCCAACAGUGCCAGAUGUCGUCAGUGAUCCAAGGAUGGUCAUUGGCGAGAGCACUGAAGGAGACCAUGGGGAUUCUGUGUGCAUGGAUGCGUUUCGCAUACAACGGGUGGCGGUCCAGUCUGCCGAAGCAGCCAGCCGAGAGGCGGCGAGAAAAUUGGCGUUUAACAGGGCCGACCAGGUGGCGGCCGAAGUGGCCCAGGGAGAGGCGAUUCGCCAGGCAGUGGGAGAGGUGGCCAAACCGACCACUGGAGAUAAGGCCGAACCGACCGCCGGGCAUGUGGAUCUGGCUGGUGUCACCUUGGCAGACCGCCGGAACAGUGCGUCCGGUUGUUAUAUCACCGCGAUAGACCGUCGGUGCAGGGCGUCCGGUUAUGGCGUUACAUUGGAAAAAAACGCCGGAAGUGUGCGACCGGAUACGGAGUCGACACGGUUGACCGCCGAGGGGGCGGCGCAUUCGGAUACCGAGUUGCCCCGGACAAAAGAAGGAGGAUGAAUUUCGAAGGCCUGUUAGGCGUGGCUUAAGAGGGUGGCGACCCUCUAGUUCUCGCCGCUGGGAGCGGUCCCAGCGUUGGAAAUUAGGUUGGCGACCAGAGUGUCUAACUUCCAAAGUCAGUACCGCCUAAACUUGUAAAAGGGCGAGGUUAAUUGUUAGUAAAACUAGAACUAGAACUACUACUGGAAAACAAUUAAAUACAAUACCCCCCAAAUUAAACAAUUACAAUAAAUUGCAGUCACAUAAUACUAACAGAGGUAUGGUCACCUUAUUUCUGUGAUCUUCCUUACUACUUUGAUAUAUCUUUACUGGGAACUCUAUCUGAUUUGUGGUGUUGAUAAUGUAUUACGGUGUACGCAGAAUAACAAAAGUAGGAUUUCUAUUAAACAUUGGGAGUAAGUUGAUUAGAUUGUUUUGAAUAGAUAUAUGUCCUAUUGUCUCAGUUUAAGCCCAGGCUUUUAUCGCCAUAUUGUUGGAAUUUUAAAAUUGAAAUUAAUCUGAGCAGUGCUCUGCGAAAAGGGGGUUUAAUGCAUGGACAUAAAGUGUCGUCCCAGAUUAGCUUGUGCCGUCCGCACUUAACUUCCUGUAAUUUCUUUUAUAUGACAGCGCUUUAAAGUGCUUUGCACAUUCACGGAUGUGUUUGAUUAUUUCCCGUGAAGUGUUUUUUUUUCCUUGUGGUCGGGUGUGACAUUGUCGGACGACCGCUGUCACACCGCACCAACGGAUGUGGUAACUACGCAGAUGGUAAAUAGUAACCCGGUUUUCCCUGCAAUAUCCCAGUCUUGGCAACUCCGUCACCUUUUAGCCUACCAUGUUAAGAUUUGUGAAUCAAUCUUACUUCAAUCACUUCGUAAUUGCUGUAUCAUGUCAUUUAUUUCAGUAACUUCUAUAAAUGAACUUCUUUUCUACCAACAAUAUGCUGAGCAAUGUCGUAGAAUUUUGUCGCACUCCAUACUGUUUUUUUUUGUUUUUUUUAAUGGCCGGAAGUGGUAUUUCCCGGAGUUUUUCUUUUAAACAAUAUUUGCAGGUCUUUUGAUUUUUUUAUGUGACCAUGCUUGACGGCAACUGUCUCGUUGCAUCACUUUGAUUUCCUGAAUGGCCGGAGGUGUUUCCCGGUGCAUGUACACUUUAUUUUGUUUGUUAUUUUUGUAAGUAUAUUGUUUGUAAUUUUCGGAUAAAAGCCGACAAGAAUGUUUUUAUUUUAUAUACAGUCCACUCUCGUUAUCUCGACAUCGGAUAUCUCGAUAUUCUCGAUAUGUCGAAGUAAGCGCAAUGUCCCAACUUUUUUCCUUCUUUAUCUAAAUUAAUAAACAUCGCAUAUCUCGAUUUUCGUUAUGUCGAAUAAUUCGAUAUGUCGAUAUAAAAUUUUGUCCCGAGUCCCGAUUUUACAUGUUUUUACUGUGGUUUAUCUCGAAGUGCGAAUAACUGUCCCAAUGUCGGCAAAAGUCGAGAAAAUUUUUCUUUCAUACUUCACCGUCCCGCUUCGCCUGGCUGCUUACGAUACUGUGCGGGCGGUAGGAAAUUGAUCCGUUGAUUGCAUCAAUGAUCACACGUGUGUAAUGUCGUUAGCCAUUAACACUUGAGUAAGGCCUGUCACUUUAACUGUCACUUUAACAUCAAUUAACUGCAAUUAUUACACAGCCUGCCGAAAGGCCAACAUACAAUUGUUUUUACAAACUAGAUUCCAAAAUGCAUUGAGUUAUAUUUGUUGCGUAUAUAAAGCCCUCGUCUUGAUUGGACGUCAAUUGCAUCAUAACAUUAAAUAGCAACAUUACCGGAUGUUUACUCGACAGUUUAGAAAAAUUAUAACCGCAUGUGUUCAUGCAAUUCUGUAAUACUUAAAACGUCAUUUUAAGAAUUUAAAUAGAAUAAAUAAUCGUGCCUCGUAAAAAUGCGUUUAUAUCAGGUAGAGAGUAUUAUGCCACACGGUGACGGCUUUAGUUAGACCACUUAGAAGGUAUUUUGAUGUUAAAACAAGGUAAAUUUUCGUCUCAUUUUUCUGUAAACGUCUAAUCGGAUAUCUCGAACUCUCGUUAUCUCGAUAUUUGUUCUUGUUCCCGCCGACUUCGAGAUAACGAGAGUGGACUGUAACUAAUAUGAUGGAAUUUUAGAUAUCCAUAAGAAACAAUAUUGUUUUUUAACCACUAGAAUGCAGCGGUAUGUAUGUAACCCGCUAGGCGAAGGCACUCCUGUGCCUGCGGGAAGGGGGAGAUCAUGGUCCCAUUUGAGUCUCUGUCUCUUCUGCCUUGGGUGCGACCGUACGAUUACCAUGGGGGCGGUGGCCCAAGAGGAGUAAACUGGGAGGAGAGUGUACUGCCGGGCACCAGUUGUCUGUCUAAAAUAUUGUUAAAGGGUGGGGGUGGGUACAAUAGUUUUUUUAUUUUUUAUAUUUAAGUUGUUAAGAUUAUGCUGCAAAAUGUACUUAAUCUGUAUAAAGCAAUUAUAGGUAUUAUACUUGGACAAAAAUAAGAUUAUUGUUAUUCUUAUACUUUUAACCUUUUUGCCACUUAGAUAUGUAUGUUAACGCAUUUGUAGUCCCUUAGUUAAAUUUCUUGUGAUUUUAUUAUAUAACCAACAGGAUUUUUAUUAUAGAUUAUGCAGUUCCAUGUGGGGGCGAGGGCCUUUUCAUGUGUGCUGCAAGGCGGAUGUAUUUAUUGGCAUUUAUUUUAUUGUUAAAGUUGGUGUAAAUAUGUUGUAAGGUGGAUACUCCUGUCCAUUGAUUGUGUGGACAAGAAAAUGGCAGUAGUUACAGGACCUUGUUUGGAAAAUGACUUUUUUGUUAGGGCAUAUAAGGAAAUAACUUUAGUUGUAGUCUAUUGCAGGCGUUGCGCAAACAGAGAGGUCGGACGAAAGCCGGCCGGCAUGCAGACCUAACUUUGAGGUGUUAGGUCAAGGUGCUUACGCAAGGGGCACUAUUACUUCAUCGGUUGCGCCGGUACGAUUCCUUCGCUGUGUGGCGUCGUCCCAAAAGGAGAAAAGUGGGUGAGUGUUGUGCCGGUGCCCGGUCUAAAAAUGCGCACAUACCUCGUGAUUGGGAACCAGCGACAAAUCGGUAUAUUGGGUAGCACGAGAUAAUACGGUCUCAUGUGCACGGGUGAUUGAUGCGAGUGGACGUGUUUUCCCUAGCUGAGUAUUGCUAGGAGUAAUAUAUGUAUCCCGGAAAAAGCAACUUUUUAGAAAAACCAACUAAUCUGCUGGUACAAAUAAACAUGACCCAUUUAUAAUCCUUUCAAAAUCACACACCGUAUCAACCGUUAUUAUUUAAAGUAAGCUAUUAUUGGUUGAUGUAAUGAACCAGCGUUGUUUGUACCGGGGUGAUAAGUGGGUUUUUCUAAACUCGUGCUUUUCCGGGAUCAGUCUAUUGUGAGCCUGUGAUUGCUUAUGUUAGCCUGUGGCUGUGUGUGAAGUGCCAUUCUGUGACCGUGUCAAUAAUACGUAUUUCUCUGGAAGGCCAUUCCCAGAAGGUAUAAGUUCCAUUCUGUGACGUGCAACCGACGAGCCGACGAGACGAGCCGACGAGUUCCCUCGAAGACGACGAGGACGAUUGGUGCCAUCCUGACGAGCAUUCCAGUAGAUGCCAACGAGAUCUUCAACCCAAUGGAGCAACUGCCGAUGGAAGAGGAGAGAACGUUGUUCCACGAGUCAGGCAUGGUGUCUUCCGUCGGACAAUAGACACUGCAAUUAUCCGCCUGCAGGCGUUGAGGAACCACGCUGUUACCCAGAAUCAAGAAGAGGAGCUUCUGCAUGCCCUGCCUACCCUCUUGGCCAGGACAGCUGCGGCGCAGGUUAGGCAGCCUGAACCUGCUUCGGCUGCUGAAAGGCGCGGCCCAAUCCGUCGGAGCGCACGUGAUCGACGCAGAACUGACGACGUGAGUGCGCUGAUCACAGCAUUAGACAAGCCGACCUACACCUCAACGAAUCGGGUGGUGUUACGGGAACUGACAGCAAAAGGUCUAGGUCGACCUGAUAACCGGCCAGUGUCCCUCUGCAUCGAAUGGGAAGAGGAGGAGCUCGUCCACCUCAUCAACGAGAGGUAUCCGGUGCUUGCAGGCAAGCAGUUUAUGGUAAUGAUUGGUGCUGCGCGGAAUCGGCUCCUCCCCCUCGCCCAACUUACUACCCGUCACAUAAAAGACGCAAGACCAAGUAGACUGGCACGCCUCUGGGUCCUCCCAGCAGAGGAGGUCACUGCAGCCGCUGAGACUGUGACAGUUACACCAAGUGAGGUCAUGGCAACUGAGGCUGACGAGCCCACCAUACAGGCAGCAGCUGAGACUGUGACAGACACACGAAGUGAGGUCAUGGUAACUGAGGCUGACGAGGAAGAAGAGCCCACCAUACAGAAUGGAUUCUACGAGGCUGGUACGCCAACAAUUCUUUUCCGUACUUUGCCAAUGAGCAUGCUGGACGCUACACGGAGCCUACUACUUGCUUCCAAUGAGGAGACAGAUGCUGAAGUACCAGAGGAAAUCCCUGAGGUGAACCUCAGUAACAACAUAGACCCAACUUCAGGCGUACCAUCCCUAGGUGAGACCAUCAGGGAGCAUGCGAGCCUCUUUAUCAGUCAGGAUAUGGAGGAUCCUUUUCACAUAGAGGUGCGAAGGAGCCAUGUUUUUAGGGACGCUCUUCAGUCAAUUCGUUUUGCUCAAGGGGACCUCCACAGCCCUUUACGGCUGACCUUAACUGGAGAGGAGGGUGUUGACCUUGGGGGUCUACGGCGUGAAUUUUGGUCGCUGUUCCUGAACCAGGCCACAAUGUCCUCACUCUUCACAGGCAAGGCUGGCCGCUUGACUUUAGCCAAAAACUACAUUGAGCUGAAGCGGGGCACCUUUCGCCACCUUGGGCAGCUUGUGGCCCUCUCCAUCCUCCAAGACGGGCCUGGACUGCCGAUUUUUGCUGAUGUUGUUGUCAACCACCUGCUACAGGAGAGUCGGUCUGGAUAUAGAGGACCUGCCAGACAGUCUUGUGAAUUCACUGAAGGAGAUGGACGAUUCACCAGACCGGGAGCUGGCAGGCCUCUACAGCAACCUCUUUGAUGAGGCUUGUGCAGCAGGAUUUAGCCUGCCAACAAACCGGUUCAGCAGGGCUCAUAUCCCGCUGCUGAAAGGCGCCUUUGUUGAAAACCUGCUGGGAGGUUGCCGGGCAGAAAUGGAGCAAUUCAAGGAAGGUCUGCAGACACACCAGAUCCUAGAUGUUCUGCAGGGUAACAAAGAUGGGGCCUUCCUCUUUCUGAGUGGCAGGAAGAAGGAGGUCACUGCAGCAGCAGUCCGCGAUCUGCUGCAGUUCAACUACAGAGAAGGAAACCACAGG